GUGAGGUCAGGGCCGCUCCUGGGACACCCAGAACGCCGGAUCCCGCUGGUGCCGAGCCAUGAGGCCGCUCCUGGGACACCCAGAACGCCGAAUCCCCGCUGCUGCCCAGCCAUGAGGCCGCUCCUGCUCCUGCUCCUGCUCCUGCUGGCCUCGGGUGGCCGCGGCGAUGACACCGUGGCUGCCACCGUGGGCCGGCACACCAUGAGCCGCAUCGCAGAGCUGCUGGCCGGCUCCGAGUGCCGGCAGCUGCAGGCGGAGCUCAACAGCCCCGAGGAGGAGCUGGGGAGCCUGGAGGAACCUCCCGGAGCUGUCCCCGAGGAGAAAAACCUCGGGGGGAACAGCCUCGAGGGGAACAACCUCGAGGGGAACAACCCCAGGAGGAACAACCCCAGGGGGAACAACCUCGAUGGGAACAACCCCGAGGGGAACAACCCCAGGGGGAACAACCUCGAGAUGAACAACCUCCAGGAGAACAACCGGAACAACCCCAAGGGGAACAACCCCAGGGGGAACAACCCCAGGGGGAACAACCCCGAGGGGAACAACCUCCAGGGGAACAACCCCGAGAUGAACAACCUCCAGAAGAACAACCGGAACAACCCCAGGGGGAACAACCCCAGGAGGAACAACCUCGAUGGGAACAACCCCGAGAUGAACAACCUCCAGAAGAACAACUUCCAGGAGAACAACCUCCAGGAGAACAACCUCCAGGAGAACACCCCCAAGGGGAACACCCCCGAGGUGAACCCCCCCGAGGGGAACACCCCAAAAGGGAACACCCCCAAGGUGAACACCCCCGAGGUGAACACCCCCGAGGGGAACCCCCCCGUCCUCCGCCACCGGUUCGGGCGCAGCCCCCGGGGAUGCUCGGAAGCGCUGCGGCUCUGGCUGGUGACAGCAGGAGAAGCGACCACCUGGGACCACCUGGUCCGUGCCCUGCACCACAUCGGCCGCUCCGACAUCGCCCGGGAGCUGGGGAAAAACCUGAACCAAGCCCGGAGCCUGGAGCUGCGGAGGAACGUGGAGGGCUACAGGAGGAGCGUGCAGCACCUGAGCUCGGCGCAGCUGCGGCCGCCGGAGCCCAGGGCCAGGAGGGCUCCGCUGCCCGGGGAGAUGCUCUUCCAGCGGCAGCCGCCCCCCAGCUACAGCCGCGGCCUCCUGGGCUGGCUCCGGCCCGUGCUUCUGGGUGUGUUCGGAGCCUUCCUGAGCUCCGUGCUCCUCACGGGCACCGCCGUCUAUUGCUGCCACUGGAGGAGGAUCCUGAGCGCCUGAGCAAGGGCAGAGCCCGGGGGAUGCCCAGAGGAAAAGCAGAGCCCGGGGGAUGCCCAGAGGAAAAGCGGAGCUCAGUAAAGCCUCGUGGAGGGGUUGGAA
This is a messenger RNA of Cyanistes caeruleus (blue tit), 1371 nucleotides long. NCBI's taxonomy places the organism in Eukaryota, Metazoa, Chordata, Aves, Passeriformes, Paridae. The record is from RefSeq and is a predicted model, not a curated record.